This is a messenger RNA of Auanema sp. JU1783, 357 nucleotides long. The record is from the annotation of a GenBank genome assembly. NCBI's taxonomy places the organism in Eukaryota, Metazoa, Nematoda, Chromadorea, Rhabditida, Rhabditidae.
AUGGCAUCUUCAACUUCCCACAAUCUACGUGGACCGGACGGAUGUCGUUACGAUGAUUCUCUAGAAGUGCUUAAGAUCACAUUGGUCAUACAAGGAAUUAAAAAGAAACUUUUCCAUUCCACCAAUGCUGAUGUUCAGAUACAUAGUGAUCAGAAAAGCAUGUCAUGUACAGUAGAAAUUUUCAAACUAGACAAGAAGACCAGGACGGUCAUUGAUUCACGCUUUUAUCAGGUUCCUCAAUUUCCUGGAGAAAUUAGUUCCGUGGAUUUCAAACUAGAAACUGAUCGUUGUAUUCUCUUCGUCAAAAAGAGAGUUCCUCAAAAAUGGGAAAAUAGCCUAAGCCAGUUAGGGUUGUAA